AUGGAGUCCAAACCUGUGGGGUCCUACCCGCCAUCUGGGCUCGACGUGCUCGUCGUGGGCACCGGUCUUGCCGGCCUGGCUGCCUCGAUCGAGCUGAUCCGGAAAGGCCACAAUGUGCAGGUGCUGGAGCGCAACGCUUCCAUCAACACGGCUGGUGACAUGUACUUCAUGGGUCUGUCGGCCACCAAAUUCUUCAAGCACUGGCCGGAGCUGGCGGCCGAGUUCGACGCUAUCUCUCUGCACGACGCAUGGAUCGAGACGUUCAAGCACUCAGGCGAGCAGAUGAUCGCGCCGCUCAAAGUAGCCGAGCGGCUCAAAGCGCAGGGGCUCGACCCGAAGACUCCACCAGGCACGUUCCAGAUGCGGCCGCUAGUGUACAAGAUGUUUGUGCACCAGGUCGAGAAGCUCGGCGUGAAGGUCCAGUUCGGCAAGCGCGUCGUCGACUACUGGGAAGACGAGGCAACGGGCCGGGCCGGCGUGGUGACGGACCAGGGUGAGCGAUUCGAGGCGCACGUGGUAGUUGCAGCGGACGGCGUGGGCAGCAAGAGCCAGAAGAUUGUGGGCGGCCAGGUCAAGGCCAUCUCAUCUGGUCGCGCCAUGUGGCGUGCCGCGUUUCCGAUCGAGCGUCUGGAGAAGAACAAAGAGGUCAAGGACUUCUUCAAAAUGAUCGAUGGGGAGACGGGCAAGGAGCCUAUUGUGAGGACGUGGUUGGGGCCUGGAACAUACGCCCUUACCCUGACGCGCCCGGACACCAUCAUCUGGAUCAUGAACCAUGACGUUACCGGCAGCGAAUCCGAGUCUUGGAGCAACACGGUUGAGCCCGACGAGGUUCUAGAGGGCAUGGACAAGGUGCCAGGGGCGACCAAGUGGGCGCCCAUCUUCCGCGAGCUGGUGGCGCUCACGCCGCCCAAGACCAUCAUCAACUUCGAGCUGCUCUGGCGCAACCCGCAGCCGUCGUGGCUGUCUCCGCUGGCGCGCGUCGUGCAGAUCGGCGACGCGGCGCACAGCUUCCUGCCGGCCUCAGGCAAUGGCGCGACUCAGGCCAUCGAGGACGCCGUCUCGCUGGCGUCGUGCCUGCGGCUGGGUGUCGACGCCGCAGGCAGCAAGCAGCAUGAGGGCGUGCCCGAUGCAGUGCGCGCGCAUGUGCGCAUGCGCUUCGUGCGCAACGCCUGCGCGCAGAAGCUGGGCUUCAGCAACGCCGAGCUGCUGCAGGACACGGACUGGUCCAAGGUCAAGCUGGAUCCGCGCCGUGCAGCGCCUAAGCUUCCCCGCUGGGUCUGGAGCCACGAUCCGGAGCUGUACGCGCACAGCCACUUCGACAAGGUCGUCGAGGCCGUCAGGCAGGGCGUGCCCCUGAGCGAGUACAUCGACGGCGUGCCGCCGAACUAUCCGCCGGGCUACCACUACGAGCCGUGGAACAUCGAAGACAUUAUGGAGGACAUGCGGGUCGGCCGGCCAGUGGACUUGGGCGCUGGGGACUGGGAUUGA
This is a messenger RNA of Lasiodiplodia theobromae, 1488 nucleotides long. RefSeq names its product Monooxygenase FAD-binding protein. Lineage: Eukaryota; Fungi; Ascomycota; Dothideomycetes; Botryosphaeriales; Botryosphaeriaceae. The coding region runs from base 1 to 1488 and encodes 495 amino acids. The transcript has 4 exons. Gene Ontology annotation, molecular function: FAD binding; monooxygenase activity. The record is from RefSeq and is a predicted model, not a curated record. Gene Ontology annotation, biological process: secondary metabolite biosynthetic process.